Messenger RNA from Drosophila obscura, 1463 nucleotides. RefSeq names its product 1-acyl-sn-glycerol-3-phosphate acyltransferase alpha (gene Agpat1). The record is from RefSeq and is a predicted model, not a curated record. NCBI's taxonomy places the organism in Eukaryota, Metazoa, Arthropoda, Insecta, Diptera, Drosophilidae. The transcript is spliced from 4 exons. Bases 343 to 1368 code for a protein of 341 amino acids. Gene Ontology annotation, cellular component: membrane; endoplasmic reticulum. Gene Ontology annotation, molecular function: 1-acylglycerol-3-phosphate O-acyltransferase activity. Gene Ontology annotation, biological process: phosphatidic acid biosynthetic process.
CCUCGAGGGUAGUCGUCAGUUGCCCAGAACUUCCGACGCCAACGCCGGUAACGGGAUUUUUCGCCUCAAAAACAGUUUCGUGUUUCAGGUUUAACGGCGCGCCCGUCGUCCGUCAAAGCGGCGUCGACGUAGUCGCUGUCGCAUCCCAGCAAAAAAAAAACAAAAAAAACCGAUAGAAGACCGAUAGUUUUCCCCCAAACAAAAGACUGCAAUCUGCCUUAACCGGAGAAGGAGAAUUGGUGGAUGAGGAACCGAAGCAGAAGGAGUCCAGAUCCAGAUCCAGAAAAAAGAAUCUGAAUCCGGCACGAUCCGGCAACCGGUGGUGUGUGGUCCAUACGCGCCAUGAGUUCAUUCAUCGAGCUGCUGGGACUGUUUCUGCUGCUGAUGUUGCCCUUCCUAUACGAGACGAAUCACAUUUUUCGCUAUUAUUUUAAAUUCCUCAUCUACUACGGCAUCGUGUCAUUCAACUCGAUCGUGCUCAUACCAGCCUUCCUCACACGCCCCUGCGAUGUGCGCAAUCUGCUAUGGGCCAGCACCUGGUGUCAUCGCGUGACAGCGCUGAUUGGGCUGCGCUGGGAGCUGCGUGGCAAGGAGCAUUUGGCCAAGGACCAGGCCUGCAUCAUUGUGGCCAACCAUCAGAGCUCGCUGGAUGUGCUGGGAAUGUUUAACAUUUGGCAUGUGAUGAACAAAUGCACGGUGGUGGCCAAGCGGGAGCUAUUCUAUGCCUGGCCGUUCGGCCUGGCCGCCUGGCUGGCCGGACUCAUAUUCAUCGAUCGCGUGCGGGGCGAGAAGGCGCGCGAGACCCUGAAUGCGGUCAAUCGACGCAUUAAGCAGCAGCGCAUUAAGCUGUGGGUAUUCCCAGAGGGGACGCGUCGCAACACCGGCGAGCUGCAUCCAUUCAAGAAGGGCGCCUUCCACAUGGCCAUUGAGGAGCAGAUACCCAUACUGCCCGUGGUGUUUAGCUCCUAUUGCACAUUCCUCAACGACAAGAAGAAGAUACUCAACGCUGGACGGAUCGUUAUCACCACACUGCCGCCGGUUAGCACCGAGGGCCUGACCAAGGACGACAUUGAGUCGCUCAUGGAGCGUGUACGCGCCCAGAUGAUUGAAACAUUCAAGCUAACCUCUGCGGAGGCCCUGGAGCUGCGCUACAAUCCGCUCAAGUCCUCAGCGCUAACACCAUUAUCAGCAGCGUCGGAAGGAGUGCCGCCGCCAGGGGCAGAGGCUGCGGCUGUGGCUGCUGCUGCCAGCAGCAGUUCGAUCUAUGCGCCGCUUCAUGUGGGAGCCGCAGCGGCAGCAUCGGCCAGCUACGAGACGUACACGAGCAGCGCCACAGCCGCCAAGGCAAGCAUGCUUAAAACUCUCUAGAUGUAGAGGUUGAAUGCUGCGCAAACGAAGCUAUUCAAGCCGAUUUCCGAUAGGAUAUAUCCAGCUUUUAAUAUAAUCCCACACUUGACACACAC